This is a messenger RNA of Hyaloscypha bicolor E, 2683 nucleotides long. RefSeq lists its product as uncharacterized. NCBI's taxonomy places the organism in Eukaryota, Fungi, Ascomycota, Leotiomycetes, Helotiales, Hyaloscyphaceae. The transcript is spliced from 4 exons. Bases 1 to 2571 code for a protein of 856 amino acids. The record is from RefSeq and is a predicted model, not a curated record.
AUGGUCGAGACUGAGAAAUUCCAUGGAGCACUUCCCGGUAGGCUCGCACCGAUAGAUUCAGAUGCAGCGUCACUUUCCCCAUCACCUUCCACACAUUCAAGGCCUUCAAGUCGAGCCGCAGAAGAAGAACGUCUGGUGGACGACAUCAAGCAUCAAGUCGUCCUCAACCAUCUCUACCAACACCAAUGUAGCUCUCUCUGGAUCCGCGAUUAUAAUGAUAACAUUGAAGGAGCUAUGGUAAGGAGGAAAAAGAACGACUACCUAUUCAAACCUCAAGCGCUGGAAACUUCGGCUUUUGCGAGAGCAAUGACGGCGUUGAACGUUCAAGCAGCAAUGACCGUAUCAUCUGGUGUCAUUGAACCCUUCCUAAACUGGAACCUUGAUGCCGCCGAUGUACCUUUACUCAACGGACUUCGCAUCCAAAUCGUUCCAACGUUCGAAGAUUUGUAUCGAGCCAGACGCCAUCAAUAUGCAGCUUUCAUUGCCGCAGAGGCUCUUCUAGUAGUGUGGGAUGAUGAACCUACUCACCUACUGCAACGAGCAAGAACCAUUGAAGCUGGAUUGUUGGACUUCGUCUGGAAGGCUGCAAAUGAUAAUGACGAUCAAACAGAAAAAGGUGUCCCUGGCUCAAAUUCAUCUGAAUUUGAGCUUGAUGAGGAAACUGGUUUGAUGGGGAGCAAGGAUCGCCCGAUAUUAUUGUACAACUGCUUCUUGGUUGCGUGCAGUUUGUGCCUGUUGACAGUUUUGAUCGGUCUGGGUUAUGUAAAGAUUGCAGACGAGCUUGCGGAACUGCACAAGUGGACAUCUCUGGUCUUCAUAAUCAUGACGCCCGUCAAUGCAUUCCUCACGUUGUUCUUCUCCUCAGUCAUCAUCUCCGCCAUUGCCCAAAUCAUCGGCCCCAUCCAACACCUCACCAAAAACUCAAAAUACUUCUCCGCUGUCCCGCCGCCCCGGCUCUCGGCCGACAAUCCCCCACACAUCACCAUUCAAUGCCCCGUCUACAAAGAAGGACUUGACUCCGUGAUCGCACCCACAGUCCGGUCGAUCAAAAAGGCCAUCUCCACCUACGAGCUGCAAGGCGGCACAGCAAACAUCUUCAUCAACGACGACGGCCUGCAACUUAUCUCCGCUGAGGACCGCCAAGCACGCACCGAGUUCUACGCCGACCAUAACAUCGGCUGGACCGCUCGUCCAGGACACAACGUCGAUGGUUUCCAGCGCAAAGGAAAGUUCAAGAAAGCUUCCAACAUGAACUACGGUAUGAGGAUCUCGAAUGAGGUCGAAGAGGCACUGCAGCUGGUCGAUCGUCCUGCCGACUGGACGCAAGCAGAUGAAGGAUACGCUUACGAACGAUGCCUCAAAGCUGUUCUCGCGAAAGACGGUCGUGCGUGGGCUGACGGGAACAUUCGGAUCGGUGACUACAUUCUCAUUAUUGACUCCGAUACCCGUGUUCCCGAAGACUGUCUCCUCGAUGCGGCGUCGGAGAUGGAGCUUUCCCCAAGAGUGGCGAUCAUCCAGUUCAGCAGCGGUGUGAUGCAAGUAGCGCACAAUUACUUCGAGAACGGGAUUACCUUCUUCACGAACUUGAUUUACACCGCUAUCCGUUUCGGUGUUGCGUCCGGCGAUGUGGCGCCUUUCGUCGGCCACAAUGCGAUUUUACGCUGGAGUGCGAUCCAAGAAGUCUCGUUCAAGGAAGAUGGCGUUGAGAAAUACUGGAGCGAGUCUCACGUAUCCGAAGAUUUCGACAUGGCGCUACGACUCCAGGUCUGGGGCUAUGUCGUACGGAUGGCGGCUUGGGCCGGUGAUGGGUUCAAAGAAGGAGUGUCUCUCACGGUUUACGACGAGCUUACGAGAUGGGAGAAAUACGCUUAUGGGUGCAACGAACUCGUGUUUCAUCCUGUCAAGUACUGGCUGACGAAAGGUCCAAUCACUCCUCUGUUUCGACGGUUCCUGGUCUCGGGGAUGCCAAUUGGGAGUAAGAUCAACAUCAUCUCGUAUAUCGGGACGUACUAUGCAAUCGGAGCAGCCUGGAUCAUGACGCUGUCGAAUUACAUUGCCGUUGGGCUGUAUAACGGCUUCCUCGACAAGUGGUAUGUGGAGAGUUGGCAGAUAUGGAUAAGUAUCAUUAUGGUCUUCACCGUUGCCGGCAAUGUCUCGCUGGCAAUCCAACGACACAGGACGAGCGAGAAGAACUUCGUCUAUUCCCUGAUCGAAAACUUCAAAUGGUGCCUUAUGUUCGUCGUCUUCUUCGGCGGCAUGUCCCUUCACAUUUCCCAAGCGCUCCUCUGCCACAUGUUCAGCAUCGACAUGUCGUGGGGCGCCACGGCCAAGGAAGUCGAGUUCUCCAACUUCUUCAUCGAGAUCCCAAAGGUCGCGAAGACCUUCAAGUACACCAUUUCGCUGAGCUUUUUGACGAUUGCCGCGAUGGUGAUUAUGGCGAAAGCGGGGUUCAUCCCGUGGAGUUGGAAUAUUGAUCAGUUUGUGGCAAUCUUUCCGCUAGCUAUGCUGUGUGGGUGUCAUUUGAUGUUGCCGGUGGCGCUGAAUCCGGGGUUGAUGACUUUCUCGUGGUAGACAGGGGGAGGAGGGGGAGGGUUCUUUACUGUCGUUACAUUGAGAGGAUGGUCUUUAUGAGGGCGUUUGAAGGGAGGAGGGUAGAUGGUUUAGAUAGAUACCGCAAGUAGAG